This is a messenger RNA of Colletotrichum abscissum, 747 nucleotides long. Its product is annotated as haloacid dehalogenase. The transcript is spliced from 2 exons. Lineage: Eukaryota; Fungi; Ascomycota; Sordariomycetes; Glomerellales; Glomerellaceae. Gene Ontology annotation, molecular function: hydrolase activity, acting on halide bonds, in C-halide compounds. The record is from RefSeq and is a predicted model, not a curated record. The coding region runs from base 1 to 747 and encodes 248 amino acids.
AUGGCGCAAGACAAGCGCAAGACAAUCAUCGCUUUUGAUCUAUACGGCACUCUCCUAUCGACCGAAUCCAUCGCAAAGCAACUCGCAGAGCUCUACGGCGACGAAGAUGAAGCCAAAACCCUGGCGGCGCAGUGGCGGCGGUAUCAGCUCGAGUACACAUGGCGUAUCAACAGCAUGGGCACAUACCGUCCGUUUUCCGACAUCACGCGCGCAGCGCUGAAGCAUGCCAUCGCGGAGAGAAAGAAGCCAACUCUCUCAAAGCAGGACGAGGACCGUCUUAUGGAAGCUUAUAACGGUCUCCAAGCCUUCCCGGACAUUGAGUCGGCGAUGCGCAUUGUCGAAGGGAACAGCUCCAUCGACGCGUACGUGUUUUCCAACGGGACGGAUGACAUGGUCAGCGCAUCCAUCAGAACCUGCCCCGAAAUCAAUCAACGCAAGAGCCGUAUCUUUGGCUCUGAGAAGUUGGUGACGGUGGAAGGGGCACGCUGCUUCAAGCCCGCUCCUGCGACGUACCGGCACUUUGCGGAGAAGGUGGGUAUGACUGGCAGAGAAGGCGAUAUUUGGCUGGUGAGUUCAAAUCCGUUUGAUGCACUUGGAGCGAGAGCGGCCGGGUGGCAGUCUGCGUGGAUCGACCGGGCCGGGACGGGAUGGAUUGAUGCACUGGGAAGCGUCAUUGGCACUGAGCCGACAAUCGUUGCUCAAGGAGUUGAUGAAGCUCUACAGAGAAUUGCGGAGCUCGGAAACUAG